AUGGCGUUGGCCGGGAUUCUCAAUACGACACUCAAUGCCACCAUGCGCGGAGUAGUCUUCAACGGCCAUCCGUUUGAGAUGGCUGUGCAGGACCUUCCAAUGCCAGUGAUUCAAAACGCAACAGAUGCUGUUGUUCGCAUUACCAUGUCAGCACUCUGUGGGUCUGAUCUUCACACCUACCACGGAGUAGCAGGUGCCACACCCCCUUGGACCAUGGGUCAUGAGGCAGUUGGAUAUAUCCAGGAGAUCGGUAGUGCCGUGUCUGCCUUUGAGGUUGGUGACUAUGUCAUCAUUCCAGACACCGCGAACCACGGACAAAUUCAAAUGGAGCCCGAAGCGCUCGAAUACUUCGGAAACGGCGCCGCCGGGCUGAUAGACGGUCUUCAAGCUGAAUACGCCCGAGUCCCAUUUGCCGAUUCGAAUCUCAUUCCCAUACCUAUCACUGCCAACACCACCAACGUCACCCUCGAGCAAGAUUAUCUCACUGUAUCCGACAUCUUCGGUACUGCCUGGUCAGCCCUUGACUUCUCUGGCUUUGAGCCAGGUGAUACUGUUGCCGUGUUUGGUGCCGGCCCUGUCGGGCUACUCGCUGCUUACUCGGCACUUUUGCGCGGUGCAUCAAAAGUAUACUCAGUCGACCACGUUGCAAUGCGCCUCGAGCGUGCAGCCUCCAUUGGCGCUAUCCCUAUCAACUUUGCUGAAUCUGAUCCAGUCGAGCAAAUUCUUGCUCUUGAGCCUAACGGUGUUCUUCGCUCGGUUGACUGCGUAGGAAUGGAGGCAUUGAACCCUGAAUUGCAGCAUCAGCAGGACAUAAUUGUUCAGCAAAUGGUUGCUCUAACUCACAUUGGAGGAGGCAUUGGCCAGGUCGGAGUCUGGAUGGCCCAGCAAGAUUCUCCGGGUGCUCCUCUUGGCCAUCUUAUGUCCCCUAGCUUGGACUUCCCAUUGUCAGACUUCUUCUCCAAGAGACUGAGAUUCCAGGCUGGCCCGGUCGAUCCCAAGGGCCUUGCCCCACACCUUGUCAAUCUCAUCCAUACUGGUCAGGCGCGCCCGAGCUUUAUCGAGUCUGCUACCAUUGAUAUUGAGGAUGUGCCCGCCUAUUACCAGCGCUUCAAUCGCACAGAAGAGCUCAAGGUUUACAUCCGCUUCGAGUGA
Messenger RNA from Penicillium olsonii, 1152 nucleotides. The record is from the annotation of a GenBank genome assembly. NCBI's taxonomy places the organism in Eukaryota, Fungi, Ascomycota, Eurotiomycetes, Eurotiales, Aspergillaceae.